Molecule: messenger RNA, 1111 nt
Organism: Neocloeon triangulifer
Lineage: Eukaryota; Metazoa; Arthropoda; Insecta; Ephemeroptera; Baetidae
Exons: 7
Coding region: 58-825 (255 amino acids)
Source: RefSeq, a predicted model, not a curated record
AUGGUUUCCAAGCAAAUUCACUUCUUCUUGUGUUAGCGAAGGAUCGAGAAUAAGACGAUGGACCGUUUUCUACGGUUGCUCCUGGGCCUCUUAGCCAUCCUUAACUCAGUACUAACCACUAACCCAACAAACAAUUACCAGACUCGCCAAGAAAGGGAGAAGCUGGCAGAGUUUCAACAGGAGCUGAUGAAAAAUUUGAAAAAUACCGAUGACAAACUAAAUGAUUUGGCGAAACUUGUUGACGAACGCUUCAAUCAGACAAUGGAAAGAGUAAAGCAAGAGGCUGAAACAAAUCAGGAGCUUUUGCAGACCGUCAUACAAAAACUGAAUCACCUGGCAAAACUACCCAUCGAGGUUGUCCCACUUAAAAAAUCCCCCUGGCCGAUCAACUGCACUCUGCCUUAUGAAUCUUCAGUACUAUCCACAUUGACGACGGCGGCGAAUGGCAAACAAUACUUUUUUUCGAACCCAAUCCAAACUUUCUGGCCUGAAGCUAACAAAAGUUGCGCAGACAAAGGCCUACACUUGGCUACUGUGAGUAACCGAAUUGACUUGGACGCGGUUCAUCAGAAGGCGAGAGAAAUCCAUCGCGGUGAAGAGUAUUGGGUUUCGGGUAAAAACUUUGGAGACCAAAAUCACUUGGACUACCGUUGGCUUGACGGAUCCAAAUUGGAGGAAAGCAGCGACUUGUGGGCCAGCGGCACCGUCAAGAAUUACGGCUGCGUCGAAAUCAGGGCGUAUGAAUUCAGCAAUCUCUACAGCGCGUCCUGCUCCGGCAACAGAAAGUCGUUUUUCAUCUGCGAAUUGCCCAGCGAAUGCUAUUGAACCCAUAUUUUUGUAUUUGAAAAUCUGCAAGAAAAAUAGCAAUUUUGCCAUUUAUUUUGAACAUCCGUAUAUUCUGGAAAGAAAAUACCUCUUAACUUUUGAAUAAAAUUAUAAUGUUAACAUCACAAUAUAAUUUUAAAUAAGGAAUUCAUUUGAUUUCCAAAAAUCAAAUUUUUAAUAAAUUAAAAUUAGGCAAGACAGUUUAAAUUAGCAUAAUAAUAUUAUAGAUUUGCAAGCAAGUGUUUUGUAUUUUAUACGACUGAAAUUAAUAAAAAGAUGGCAAUAA